AUGGGAAAGAUCACUAGAGUAAGAACCGGCUGUUGGACAUGUAAAAAAAGGCACAGAAAAUGUGACGAAGCAAAACCAUCUUGUAACAAUUGCAUAAAAACGAAUAGGCCAUGUGAAGGAUAUGAUUUACGUCUCUCAUUUGAUGUGGAUGAUAACAGAAAAAGACCCAAACAGAAAAGCGUCAUCAAUAAAGAUAGUUUCAAGGAGAAAUCAAUCGUACAUUCUCUAGAAAACUUGCAAGAACUGAAAAAACUCUCUUUUUCAGACAAAAGCGAACGAUCAGUCAUUUCUAAUUACGACCUAUCUGCUGAACUUGACAAUUUGGUCAAGAAUAAAGUGUUUUCUCCUCGUCCAUUUCAAAAUUUAGGAAUUAAAUCAUCUAGUAAUAACCUAGAUUUUUUUAGUUCAGAACUAUUUGAAGGAAUUGGCGUUUUGUUCGAUUCAAUCGACAGCAAGGAAAUAUCUGAUGAUGAAAAAGGUACUGCGCAGACUAAUUCUUCAAAUGUGCAAGCAUUGCCAAAAUUGGCUUCCAAUGAAAAGCCGAACAUACAAUCGAGUACAAUGUUAGACAUUUUGCCGAAUCAUGAAUUUGUCGAUUUCAAGGAUGCCAACUCAAACAAUAAUAAAUAUUCCGAGAUACAUCAUGAUCAAGAACUGGCUAUUUCUGGUUCUUUGAAUAGCUCAUCUCUCUAUUCUUUGUCCCACCAGGAAGAGAAUAUGCUAUUAAAACAUUUCUUUCAAAAGUUAUUGCCCUUGUUGGAUGCUCAUCCGGAAUCGCCAUGGCCUGACUUGGCGUUAAAGUAUUGUGAUUUUAAUAUAGCUCGAAGUUGUUUCAUAUCGUUAGCAUGUAUCCAUAUUUAUGAAUGCGGCCAAGGAGGAAAAGAAUAUUAUAAUAAAGGAAUGGCUCAUAUCAAUAAGACCAUGGAUUAUUUAAUUAAGUCUAUCAACUCAAAUGAAAAUGGUUUAUCGGGCCUUCACGACAGUACUGAGGCAAUUUCAAGUAGCAUUAAAAAGCAAGUUAGCGCUUUUGUCGUAUUGGUCCUUGUUAAUGUUCAUAUACUUUUUGCUGUCUUAGAGAAAGGCAAAAGUACAUGUUCAAGGUUUUUCUUCAAAGUUUUUGCAUCGAUUUGUCAAGAUCAAUUCCUCUACGAUAUCCUCAUGGAGAAUGAGAAAAAGGCAUCUUUGGUAGUGGUGUUGUCGUGGUAUGAUACUGUAAGUGCAAUCGUCUCACCUGAUUGUAGACUCCCAUUUUGUUCUCCAACUUGGUAUGGAUCUUCCAAAGAUACCAUUUCUACGUCAAAGAUGAUGGGCUGUCCGGGUGAAAUAUUCAAAGCUAUGUCAAAAGUAUGCUUUUUACGACAUGAUUUAAAAAAGCUCAUUAGGAAUAAUGACGUUAGUCUCUUGGAAGAUUAUGAAGAUAUCAAGCGCGAGCUUUUACAAUAUCGUGAUUAUGUGUCUCUCGACGGGAAAAACUACUCUCUUAGAUUGAAAGGUGCUCAGUGCUGGUCACUAGCGACAUACGCAUGUUUAAAUAGAACUACCAGAAUAGGCGACUGGGAGAAUAAUAUCCGUAAAAUAGUCGAAGAAUUCAUUGAUGUUUACGCCUCGAUGGACUCAAGGGCUCCUGUGGUGACUCAAAUGGUAUGGCCAGUUUAUGCAAUUGGUUGUGAAUGUAAGACUGAAUAUCAAAGAGAAAAGUUACUUUCUUUUAUGGAUACACUUUAUUCGACUGCUCAAAUGGGAACUUUAGUUUCUUUGAAGACAAUUGUACUUAGAGUUUGGGAAACGAAACUCACCCAAGAAGAGGUGUUAGAAGAAUGGCUAGAUGCUAAUAACGACUACUUACCUUUAUAG
This is a messenger RNA of Priceomyces carsonii, 1854 nucleotides long. Its product is annotated as Zn(II)2Cys6 transcription factor. The transcript has 2 exons. Lineage: Eukaryota; Fungi; Ascomycota; Pichiomycetes; Serinales; Debaryomycetaceae. The record is from RefSeq and is a predicted model, not a curated record. Gene Ontology annotation, biological process: regulation of DNA-templated transcription. The coding region runs from base 1 to 1854 and encodes 617 amino acids. Gene Ontology annotation, molecular function: zinc ion binding; DNA-binding transcription factor activity, RNA polymerase II-specific.